This is a messenger RNA of Guyanagaster necrorhizus, 617 nucleotides long. RefSeq lists its product as uncharacterized. Lineage: Eukaryota; Fungi; Basidiomycota; Agaricomycetes; Agaricales; Physalacriaceae. The record is from RefSeq and is a predicted model, not a curated record. The transcript has 2 exons. The coding region runs from base 32 to 355 and encodes 107 amino acids.
UGUGCGAACGCUACUUUGCCCUCUUACCACCAUGGUUUCGUACUUCGCCCUCACCUUUCUAUUUUCUCGCUCUUUCUUGGCUGGCAGUAUAGUCGGCUCUGGUGCUACUUGCUCGAGCUCUUGCGACCAUGUGGAUCCAGUCUUUCUCAAGUUCAUCUCGGAAUGUCCCUGCAUGACCUACUGCUCAGCAGCACAAAAUGGAACAUACCUUCCAAGACUUUGUCGAUGCGACGAGUUCCCUUUUGGAUACUCUAAGCAAUAUGUUCUUCCACCUAUGUGCCCUGCUGGAACGUUCUGUCCCCACGAAGGAAGCGGGUGUCUGCCGCUAGUUGCUGUUGGGGCGCGUGUCAGCUGAACAGGGACGAGCAGUGCGCGCCGCCAGUUCCUUGGACAGAUCCUAUUUCAGAUAUGGAUGGUGUUCUCUGUUUGACGUCAACAUGUACACUAAUGGAGCCCAAGGACAAUGCUGUAUCACGGAGAACAUUACUUACCUGGAUAAUUUCAACGGGUAACGGUAUACCAACACAGUAAUCAGAGACAAUUGCAAAGCUCCCGAUUACUACUGUGGUCAAGUUAGCAUGGUUUGCGAAGCGACUAGGGCUCUUCGAUUUCGUUGU